AGUAACGUGAAUUGUUUGAGUCAAAGGACAGCGGUGCUGUUCUAAAGUAGUGUGUGUCUGCGUGUGUUUUUAAGUGUACUUAAUACCUAACAUCUUUUGCUAAAUGUGUGGUACGUUCUUUCGGAUUAAUUUUCUGACCAGACCUUCAUGUUUGUGCAUUGCUUUCGUCUUAGUUCGUUAAUCUUACUAUUCCUCUCUGUCUAAUUGACAGCAGUUGAUAUUCGCAGGUCGAGCGCGUUGAAUCUAAUGUAAACAAACCCCGGUUUCGCGGUCGAUGAUUAGGUUGUUUUCAUCCACAAACUCGUCUGGAAUCACCGUCAGCGACUUUUACUAACCUGUGAAGUGUGUUGGACUCAGCGGGAGAUGAUUUGGCCGUGUGGUCAGGCCUUGGACUAAAGUUGAAGCCGUUUAAUUGAGUCUGUCAGAGUGUCAGAUUCGUCUCGAGGCCUCUUAUCUGUGGAUGAGGAAGUGAACGGACCGAGCUCACCCAGGAGAAAGGAUCCCAUUUCAUGGGAGAAUCCUGUUUCCUUUACUCCUGGGUGAACCGGUGAUCUGUCAAAAUGGAUGAGCAGGAGGCCCUGAAUUCCAUCAUGCAAGACCUGGUUGUGCUGCAUCGAUCCAGUCGACCAUCUGUUCUGUCUGACCUGAGCAAACCCAAGGCAUCCUCUCCCAAGAACCAGAAUGAUGUAAGGGUGAAGUUUGAGUACAGAGGAGAGAAGAGGAUCCUGCAGUUUCCUCGACCUGUCAGUCUGGAAGAUCUGAGCGCCAAAGCUAAAGUAGCUUUUGGGCAGAGCAUGGACCUGCAUUAUACCAAUAAUGAGCUUGUGAUUCCGUUGCGUACUCAGGAUGAUCUGGAUAAAGCUGUAGAGCUGUUGGAUCGCUCAGUACAUAUGAAGAGCCUAAAAAUCUUGCUGGUUCUCCCCUCCUGUACUCAGAACUCUGUCUCCAAGGACCUGUUGCCAGCUCACGAGAAUUUGGACAACACAGACUUCAGUGUUGCAGAUAAAAAGAACAUGCUGGCACUCAUAGGUUCUCAGUCAACCGAUCGUAGCUCUCCACCCCCAGGCUAUAUUCCUGAUGCUCUGCAGCAGGUGGCCAGAAACGGGUCUUUCACAAGCAUCAACAGUGAGGGCGAGUUCAUACCAGAGAGCAUGGACCAGAUGCUGGACCCUCUAUCUAUGAGCAGUCCUGAGAAUUCAGCGUCAGGCAGCUGUCCUUCACUGGACAGUCCACUUGACAGUGAUACCUAUCCCAAAUCCCGUAUGCCUCGAGCCUUGAGCUACCCUGAUAACCAUCAAGAGUUUCCUGAAUAUGAUAUACCAGUGUUUGAAAAAACAGGGAAGGGAGGAACCUAUCCUAGGCGAUAUCCCAUCUCGUUUGGUCUGCACGACUACAGCGAUGGGCGAAAGACCUUUCCCAGGGCGCGGCGGACACAGGCUCACGGUUUUCGUUCUCCAGUGAGUUUCAGUCCUACAGAGCAGCAGAGCCCCAGCACUAGCAGCGGAAGCAGCAUCUUCACUCCAGAGCUAGAAGAACCAGGGCGCAGACGCCGUGGCAGCGACAUAGAGCCCAGCUCUAACCCCACUCUCUCAGUCAUGGACAUCAGCCCUCCAAGCCGCUCCCCUCGGGCUCCCACAAACUGGCGUCUAGGGAAGCUUUUGGGGCAAGGAGCGUUCGGGCGAGUGUUUCUAUGCUAUGACGCAGACACCGGCAGAGAACUGGCUGUUAAACAGGUGCAGUUUGACCCGGAUAGUCCAGAAACCAGCAAGGAGGUGAGUGCUCUGGAGUGUGAGAUUCAACUGCUGAAAAAUCUCUUCCAUGAGCGCAUUGUUCAGUACUAUGGCUGCUUGCGGGACACACAUGAAAGAACUCUUUCCAUUUUUAUGGAGUACAUGCCUGGGGGCUCCAUUAAAGACCAGCUGAAGUCUUAUGGCGCUCUGACGGAGAACGUCACACGUAAAUACACACGGCAGAUACUAGAAGGCGUGUGCUACCUGCACAGUAACAUGAUCGUCCAUAGAGAUAUCAAAGGUGCCAAUAUCCUUCGGGACUCUGCGGGUAAUGUGAAGCUGGGUGACUUUGGAGCGAGUCGACGGCUCCAGACCAUCUGCCUGUCCGGAACGGGCAUUAAGUCAGUGACAGGUACACCUUACUGGAUGAGCCCAGAGGUCAUCAGCGGAGAGGGGUAUGGCAGGAAAGCUGAUAUCUGGAGCAUCGGCUGCACCGUGGUGGAGAUGUUGACCCAGCGGCCGCCCUGGGCGGAGUACGAAGCAAUGGCAGCCAUUUUUAAAAUCGCCACACAGCCCACCAACCCCACUCUGCCGCCUCACGUGUCGGACCACUGCCGCGAUUUCCUUAAACGGAUUUUUGUGGAGACUAAACAGCGUCCUGCUGCUGAGGACCUAUUACGGCACACUUUCGUCCACUAGCCACUCCCCCUUCCAUCUCUGACCAAUCAGAGACUUCCAUAAGUGUCUGUAGGACCAUCUCCUUUUCAGACUCCUCCUAGAAGGCCUACGAGCCCCUAGUCGGACCAGAGCGCAUAGCGAAGAGGGCAACGGCCUGAUCUCACACCUCCGCUGGGGCAGGAGGGUGAUUUGGAGCAGCUUGAUUCCGUACGAAAACAUUGCACCUUAAUUUCACUCAGGGGUAAGUACCCCUAAAGACUAACGGAUAUCGGUACCCCAAAAAACUAUCGGAUGUUGUCUUUUAAAGGCUUUCUUUUGUUCGUUUUUAAUGUUUUGAUAUCCCCCAUGAUUGUGGAGAGCCUUUGCUCUGGGGAGUCCAGUUGGGUUCUGGAUGCACUGGGUUAAUGCAGGAAGAUCUUGGAAUGUCAACCCCAGAACAAGGCAGGUACACCAAUACGCUGCUAAAGGGUAAAAGAAAAAAAGUGAAACGAAACAGAAUAGAUGACGAAAUGCAUGGGACUCUCCAGCCCGGCUGUCGUGGCUUCUAAAAGUUCUCAUUUUCUUGCACAGUCCUUCUAGAACUUACACACACGUACAUGAACUCUGAUCGAAGAUCUUACUGUAGAAUAUUUACUCACUAUGCUGUACAAACAUUUACGUUUGCUGAACUCUCACCUUCUGAUCGCAACCACAUACCGGAGUGUAUUCGCUCUUUCUAGCUCUAGAACUCGUCAGGAUCUUGUACCCGUUUCUGCUUUGUUUCAGUUUUUAAUGUGUGCCUUUUUACAACGUCUCCUUCUUCCUUCCUCCUUCCUUUUUUUUGUAUUCUGCUCUGUCUGAUCAUUUUUCUAGAUUUUCUAGGUUUAAUGCACAGCUACUCACAAGUCUUUCUGACUUUGAUCUGUACAGGAAUUAUUAGGACAGGUCGGCUCCUCAUACUGUUUCUAGAUCAGCAUAAGCAGCCUCUGCCUUUCCCCCCCUUUGGUCCCUCUGCUGACAAACUGAUCUCGGGUCAGAUUCACCUGUGCAUUCUCUUAACACAGUGCCGUACACUUCAAUCUGAUCAGGUAGGCAGGUUGAAUACACACUCACUCACCAAAGCGAAAAAAACAAAACCCAGACCACACAGGCAGGGUUUAGUGCCUGGACAUUUUACAGUAAGAGUCACUCUGAUUCCAGUAUAAAUCUCAAGAACAUCAAGUGUUAGAUUUGAAUAGAGAAAUGGAUUGCUCUCAAUAUGAACACUGUAAGUGCACUUCUAGUGAAGAAAACACAACCUGGAUCCUUUCUGCUGAUAUUUUCCAUGAUGUUUCAAGUCAUCAGAAGUGUUCUUGUCAGAAGUUCUCACUCUAAUGUAUUUCCGUAGAUUUCAGAAUAUGCAGAAGUUCACAAAUCCUAACAAAACUCAACACUUGACAGUACGGUUUGCCUAUAAAUUAACCUCGCUAUCCCAUGAUGCCUUGGGACAGGACGUUUCACCCGUUCACACUCUUUGUCAAGCACUUGGUUACACUCUCUAGUAGAUGCUCCUGAAUAUUUUAGUGAGCGGUCACGUUGCUGUUCAAGUCUCAUUCAGAGAUGUCUCCUAAACGUAGUGCUGUAGUGCCUGCCUUCAGACGUAGGUGAUUUCGUACCUUUUGCUCCUUCCUUAAUCCAUUGGGUUUGUUUUCUUUAUUCUUUGUGUCACAAUCUGCAGUUCUUAAUUAGAAAGCUAUUUAUUCUUUACCCUCUCAUAAAUAUGAGAGUUUGGUACUUGUGAGUUAGCAUACCUGUGUUAAUUUAAUAAUCAUAGAAUGGAAACACAAUUUAAGCAGUGAUUUCAUAUUGCUUACUUAUAGUGACCUGAGAAUAUACGAAUAAGCUUCAUACUUAUGGUCUGUUCACACAGGACAGGUUUUUGUGGUUUCUGCGCAAGCUGUAAAUUGUUGGUUUAUUAUGUGGGUCAGUGACAUUAUGCCAUAAUUAUAUUUUUAAUGUAUUUUUUUUUUCAAAGCUUCUGCUCACCAAGUCUGCAUUGAUCCAAAGUACAGCAAAAUCAGUACUUUUUAAAAAAUAUUUAAAUUUAAUACUAUUUAAAAUAACUUUUCUUUUUGAAUGUAUAUUAAAAUGUAAUUUAUUCCUGUGAUCAAAGAUACAUUUUCAGCAUCAUUACUCCAGCCUUCAGUGUCACAUGAUCAGAAAUCAUUCUAAUAUGCUGAUUUGCUGUUCAAGAAACAUUUUUUAUUAUUAUUAUCAAUAUUUAAAACACUGGAUUCUUUGACUAGACAAAUUAUAGAAAUUAAUACUCUUAUUUAAAAAAGGUGCUUUAAAUUGAUCAAAAGUGAUGAUAAAGGCUGUUCUUCUGAACUUUCUAUUCAUCAGAGAAACCUAAAAAAAUUCUACUUGGCUGUUUUCAACAUAUUAAUGUUUUUUUUUUUUUGAGCAUUAAAUCAGAAUAUUAGAAUGAUUUCUGAAGAAUCGUGUGACUGGAGUAAUGGCGCUAGUAAUUCAGCUUUGAAACCAGGGAUAAGUUACAUUUCAAAAUAUAUUUAAAUAGAAAACCGUUAUUUUAAAUAGUACAAAUAUUUAAAAUGUUUUGCUGUACUUUGCAUCAAAUAAAUGCAGGCUUGGUGAGCAGAAAAUACUUCUUUAAAAAACAAAUCUUCUGUUCAAAAGCUAUAUAUAUAUAUAUAUAUAUAUAGUAUAUCAGGGUGAUAACUGUCCUGAUAUAAUAUUUAAAAAAUAUUUGAUUUAAGAUGUAGCAAUAUAUUGAAAAAAACAAACAAACAAUUAUUUAAAUUAUUUAUUCUUAGUCUUUUAUUUAAAAAAAUGCUUUACUGUUUUGUAAUUUUUAAUUAAAAACCAAUGUGCUGAUGGACGCAAGAAAAGAAAACUUAUAUCAGGAAAUGAUAUUCAUAAACAGGGUCCGUUCAGACUCUUUAGAAAAUUUACGACAAUACUUUUUUGACAGGUUAGUUAAGGUUGUAAAAUGUCAUGUGGUGUUGGUACCCCAAAAACUUUAAGAUAUUUAACAAAAAUGUAAUAAAUAAUGAAUUCAUUAGUCUGUUUUACUUGAAAAAUCGAUUUUGAUUUUUAAAAAAUAGUGAUUAAAAUGUACGCUCAAGGCAUGUACUCAAGGAAUGUUAUUGGUUACACCAUUUUUACAGUUGUUAGACUCUAACUGAACCAACAAAAAGUACUUUUUUAAGAAUCAUGGAGGCUAUUUGUCAUUGACCCAUUGUUUGUUUUAAAACGAUGAACCAAUGAAGACUAAAAACAUUCUUUUCGAACUUGACCUGUCUAGCUGUUUCAAAGCAAGAACACGUCUUGUGUGAACGCUGUAACUGUAGCGUAAACUACCCCGGGCCGAUCGAAUGUGAUAACAUGAGAGCCUAGCUUUUCGCUGUCAGUAAGGAUAAUAAUAGCAAUGAGACUGCAUGUGGUACUCGUUUUUCAGAUAAUAUGAUUACACUCCAAGCAAACGUUUACAGUUUUCUGUUGGUGACUUAGAAAGUCUACCUCCAUUGUGUGGAGUUACUUAGGAAUGAUUUCAUGCGGCUGUUUCAGAUCACGAUAUCUGGAAGUGAAGGACAUGGAAGACCCGCUCACACAAUAGACCUACUGUAUUAGCAGUUCUCUAUCCGAGGCCCCCUUCAGUCAUGUAAACAUGGGCAGGCAACUAUGUUCACGCUUGCCCCUUUUAGCCUUUUUUGUUCAUGAUGCCAUGUGACUUGGGCCCACCUUUGCCAACCCUGGGUUGCUUUGGCAGUAUUUGAAGGAAUUUCUCCGCACUCAGUAUAAUGAGCAAAAUUUCUGGUCUGUAGAGGUUUAAAGUGCCAGUUCGUAGAACUAAAGCCACAUUUAUUUUCAUUCAAGCAUUACUCGUUCAGAUGUACAGACAUACUACAAAAAAGUAGGCAGUGUAUGUUUGUAAUGUAUGUACUGUUAAAAUUUUUCUUUUGAUGCUGAAAUGUUUGCACAUUUUGAGACCAUGAUUUUUACACUGAUUUUAAUACUUUUGCCAGUGUUCGUCAGUCAUUCUGUGCGCGCGCGUGUUUGUAAGCGAUGUGCGAUCUUAUGUGAGUCUGAAUGCUUGUUUUCUGUUGAAGCGGAUAUGAGAAAAAAACAAUUCCCCUGGUUACCAGCUUUGUUGGUUAGUCACAUGGUCACUCACUGAUGUAAAGUCUGGUUGUGGUCAAUUCAUUGCCACUGUUAUGUCGCAACUCGUUCCUCAAUCAUACGCACUUGCAGAGUUAACAGACCGAUUCAGAGUUGCACGUCUAAAUGCUGACUGGUGCCAAAGAAGCUGACUUGGACCAACAUGACUGGUAUCCUUGCCGGAGGUCGUUGUAAAGCAAAUUGGGAAUCUUCCUACUGGAAUGUAAUGUCAGAUUGUCUUUUCACCACUAGGUGGCAUCAUUCAACUAUUUGCCUGUAUAUAAAUUGAUUUUUUUUUAAAAUUAGAAAUAUCUCUCUGGUUUAACAUUAGAGUUUCAUAGCUGCAGAACACAUUGUUUAUUUAUGAAAGUAAUUACAGGAAGUUCUCCAUCAACUCAAACAGGCUGGAUUCGUUAGUGAAACACGCCACUGCUGCCACUCCAGGGUCAUGAAUGCACUUUGUAUUUGUUUGUGUGAUUGUUAUAUUGUCUGAGUGUGUUUGUCUGUGUUUCAAAGAGACUUCUUUUCUGUGUGCCGGUUGAGUGAGAUUAUUGCCAGCGCACUCAAUGCCUUGCGCCUUGUACAACUGAUGACAGAAAAGUAAAAAAACAAAAAAAACAAAAAAAAGAUAAAAACAAAAGAAGUUUAGAACUCUGAAAUGUACGUUUUUUUAGACAGUACACUUAUCUGGUACAGAACUUAUAUCUGUUGUUUGUCCUCUUUGUCUAUUGUAUGAGAAAAGCCAUGUUUAUAAUUCAAUUUGGUUUGUGACCAAUAAGCCUGUUUAUAUCAAAUCUGUAUAUCAGUGGUACGCAUAUUUUUUUUAUAUAUAUAUUUUUAUUUUCUCUGUUUUUUUAACUCAAAAUUCUAAGCAUGAUUGGCAUCGUAAAGGCCCACCGGGGCUCCGUGCUCUGCUGAUGGCAGUACUCAUCGGCCUAUUUGCAGGAUGACAUCAUGAGAUUGUCUAUGACGGCUGGCACUUUGUAAAGUGUUGCUAAUGAUGAUGAAAAUAAAUAAUAAAAGAUAUUUAUUUCA
Molecule: messenger RNA, 7580 nt
Organism: Labeo rohita (rohu)
Lineage: Eukaryota; Metazoa; Chordata; Actinopteri; Cypriniformes; Cyprinidae
Gene: map3k2
Product: mitogen-activated protein kinase kinase kinase 2
Exons: 17
Coding region: 561-2429 (622 amino acids)
Biological process (GO): protein phosphorylation
Molecular function (GO): ATP binding; protein kinase activity; protein binding
Source: RefSeq, a predicted model, not a curated record